This is a messenger RNA of Zingiber officinale, 1374 nucleotides long. Its product is annotated as solute carrier family 25 member 44-like. The record is from RefSeq and is a predicted model, not a curated record. The transcript has a single exon. Lineage: Eukaryota; Viridiplantae; Streptophyta; Magnoliopsida; Zingiberales; Zingiberaceae. Bases 213 to 1247 code for a protein of 344 amino acids.
AUGCGACACUCUUUCUUCCUCCUCAACAGCUCAGUGAUCGAAUAGAACAGAGGCGCCUCUUAGCUUAUUUAAGCCACUGCUGUCCUGUCUGUGAAUGCAGAGCUUGUAGUAUAGUAUAUUCAUUCCGCCUGAAGAAAACAGAGAGCAAGAGAGAGAGUGGUGUGCCGAAAGCUAAUUACUUAAUUGAGGCCAUUCGUGGAGCUUAAAGCCAAAUGGUGAGGUUUACAGCAGCCGCAGCAGCGGCAGAGGAGCAACGAGGGACGCCUGACGUUCUGCCCUUGCCGGCCGAGGUGGAUCGGGAGAUGCUCGACAAGCGGCGCUUCUUCGUGGUCGGCGCAGCCCUGUUCUCCGGCGUGUCCGCAGCGCUCUACCCGGCCGUGGUCCUGAAGACGCGGCUGCAGGUCGCUCAGCCACCGUCCCCGUGCCUCCGCGCGGCGGCGUCCAUCCUCCGCCACGAGGGCCCCCGGGGCUUCUACCGUGGCUUCGCCACUUCCCUGGCCGGCACCGUUCCCGCGCGGGCCGUCUACAUGGGCGCGCUCGAGGCCACCAAGAGCGCCGUCGGAAAACUCGUUAUCCGCCUCGGCGUCUCCGAGCCCACCGCGACGGCUGCCGCCUCCGCCGCCGCCGGAGUCAGCGCGGCCAUCGCCGCGCAGCUCGUCUGGACGCCCAUCGACGUGGUCAGCCAGCGCCUCAUGGUGCAGGGCUCCUCCGCCUCCGAGUACCGCGGAGGAAUCGACGCCGUGAAAAAGAUCCUCUGCUCCGACGGCCUCCGCGGCCUCUACCGAGGCUUCGGAUUGUCGAUCCUCACCUACGCCCCAUCCAAUGCCGUGUGGUGGGCGUCCUACAUCAUCUCCCAGAGACUGAUCUGGGCCGGAAUCAGCCGCCAAUUCGGAGGAGUCGGCAGCCACGAGAUAAGGCCGAGACACGGAGCGGUAGUAGCGGUGCAGGGUGCGAGCGCGGCUGUGGCCGGAGCAGCGACGGCGGUGGUAACCAUGCCGCUCGACACCAUCAAGACGAGGUUGCAGGUCUGGGAAGGUGGCGCCGAGAAGAUGACGGUGAGCAGAACAAUCAGGAGCCUCCUACAGGAAGGGGGGUGGAGGGCGUGCUACCGAGGGCUGGGGCCGCGAUGGGCUUCCUCAUCGCUCUCCGCCACCACCAUGAUCACAACCUAUGAGUUCUUGAAGCGGCUUUCGACCAAAGACGGAGGCUGCCAAUCUUGUAAACAGAUCUCAAAUCAAAACAAAUAAGAUUUCCUACUCAUUUGAAUUUCUCCAUGAAUCUAUGUCAACGUCAAAGAUAUAGAUGUAAAUUCAACUUUCCCGAUCGAAAGCUGUAUUGUUUCUCCAAUAUUUAGUAGCAGAGCCUUCACACUCA